Cyphomyrmex costatus is the source of this 544-nucleotide messenger RNA. It is a transcript of the gene RpL35A, whose product is annotated as ribosomal protein L35A. NCBI's taxonomy places the organism in Eukaryota, Metazoa, Arthropoda, Insecta, Hymenoptera, Formicidae. Gene Ontology annotation, biological process: translation. Gene Ontology annotation, cellular component: ribosome. The transcript has 4 exons. The coding region runs from base 86 to 502 and encodes 138 amino acids. Gene Ontology annotation, molecular function: structural constituent of ribosome. The record is from RefSeq and is a predicted model, not a curated record.
GCCACAUGUCUCCUAUUUUUCUUAUGGAAGUUUGGACACCAUUAUAGACCUUGCUGUUCUCUUAAUUCGUGGUAUAUGUCCGAAAAUGACGAGCAGGACUAAAGCACCUAAGAUGAAAGAAGGUGGUCCAGAGGAGUUGCCACUGAGAAAGAGACCCUUCAAAAGACAUGGACGUCUGUAUGCAAAGGCAGUUUUCACUGGUUAUAAACGUGGAUUGCGUAAUCAACAUGAGCACACUGCUUUACUCAAAAUUGAAGGCGCUAGUACGAAGAAAGACUCUAAUUUUUAUAUAGGAAAACAAUGCGUCUUUGUAUAUAAAGCUAAGAACAAAACUCCAGUACCUGGAAAAACUACGAAAAAAACAAAUAUGAGAGCCAUUUGGGGCAAAGUGACUCGGCCUCACGGUGCAAGUGGAUCAGUGCGUGCUAAGUUUAAGAAGAACCUGCCAGCCAAGGCUAUGGGUCGUCGUAUCAGGAUUAUGCUGUAUCCCAGUCGAAUAUAAGCAUCUCUUGUAUAAUAUGAAUAAAUACCAUUUUGGUACAAU